AUGUCCAAGAUAGUAGCUUUUGCAUUUUUGGCAACGUGUGGUGUUAGCUUAGCAAAUCCGGACGCGAAAAGACUUUACGAUGAUUUGCUAAGUAAUUAUAAUAGACUCAUUCGGCCUGUCGAUAAAAAUAAUAAUACGGUGCUUGUGAAAUUGGGCUUGAGACUGUCACAACUUAUUGACUUGAAUCUAAAGGAUCAAAUCUUAACUACAAAUGUUUGGUUGGAACAUGAAUGGGAAGAUCAUAAAUUCAAAUGGGAUCCUAAUGAGUAUGGUGGCGUCAAAGAACUUUACGUACCGUCGGAGCAUAUUUGGUUGCCAGACAUCGUGCUAUACAACAACGCUGACGGAGAGUACGUGGUGACAACGAUGACAAAAGCGGUCCUUCAUCACAACGGUAAAGUGUUAUGGACACCACCAGCCAUAUUUAAGUCUUCCUGCGAAAUUGACGUGCGCUACUUCCCAUUCGAUCAGCAAACAUGUUUCCUGAAAUUUGGCUCAUGGAGUUAUGACGGAGACCAGAUCGAUUUGAAGCAUAUAAAUCAGAAAAAGGGUGAUAUGGUCGAGGUAGGUAUCGAUCUACGUGAGUACUACCCAUCUGUGGAGUGGGACAUUCUUGGGGUACCUGCUGAAAGGCAUGAGCGAUACUAUCCAUGUUGUCAGGAACCCUAUCCAGAUAUUUUUUUUAACAUAACGUUAAGAAGGAAAACGUUGUUUUAUACCGUCAACCUCAUCGUUCCAUGUGUUGGUAUAUCAUAUCUGUCCGUGCUAGUUUUCUACUUGCCAGCGGACUCAGGGGAGAAAAUUGCAUUGAGUAUUUCAAUUCUACUCUCACAGACGAUGUUCUUUUUGCUCAUAUCCGAGAUCAUACCUUCAACAUCACUCGCUUUACCUCUACUUGGUAAAUACUUACUUUUCACAAUGCUGCUUGUUGGACUUUCAGUAGUUAUAACGAUAAUAAUACUCAACGUGCAUUACCGUAAACCUAGUACUCAUAAAAUGGCACCAUGGGUGAGGAAGUUUUUCAUAACAAAGCUACCUAAACUGUUACUCAUGCGGGUUCCAAAGGAUUUGCUAAGAGAUCUUGCAGCCCAGAAAAUUGCCGGCAGAAGCAUGAAAAAGAACAAAUUAAAAAAUGCAUUAGCGGCGGUUGAACAAUCCAACUCGAAUGCCUCUAGUCCGGAUUCACUACGUCACAACAUGCCCGGGGGAUGUAAUGGUCUGCAUUCCACUACUGCUACUAACAGGUUCAGUGGGCUAGUUGGUGCCCUAGGAAGCCUUGGUGCAGGAUAUAAUGGUCUCCCUUCAGUUAUGUCAGGCCUUGACGAUUCUCUAAGUGAUGUAGCUCCUCGGAAAAAAUACCCAUUUGAACUGGAGAAGGCAAUCCAUAAUGUUAUGUUUAUACAACAUCACAUGCAAAGACAAGAUGAGUUUAACGCAGAAGAUCAAGACUGGGGCUUUGUUGCUAUGGUGUUGGAUAGAUUAUUCCUUUGGAUUUUCACAAUCGCUUCAAUAGUCGGAACAUUUGCGAUUCUGUGUGAGGCGCCGUCCCUUUACGACGACACUAAGCCCAUAGAUAUGGUUCUGUCAUCAGUGGCACAGCAGCAGUUUCUACCUGUUGAUAGUGGCGAAUCGUAA
Messenger RNA from Parnassius mnemosyne (clouded apollo), 1635 nucleotides. Lineage: Eukaryota; Metazoa; Arthropoda; Insecta; Lepidoptera; Papilionidae. The record is from the annotation of a GenBank genome assembly.